AUUAACUAACGAAUUUUUUUAAUAAACAAAUUAUAUCGGCAAAGAUUAAUAUUAAUCAGAUAUUUGAGGACUCCUAAGGUUAUGUAAAUUUUAAUUGCACUUCCCUAUCAACUCCUAUUUAUGUGUCUGUGCGUGUGUGUAAUAUGUUUUCAUAACUACCUACAUGUGUGCGAAAUUGUGUUUUUUGUAACUCCCUUGUUGUCGUUAUCCAAAGAGGCGAGGACUCAACAUACACGGUUUGUUAAUGAUUUCAAUAUUUAAUAUGCUUCAUAAAAUAAACAAAUGAAUGUGGGAAAUCUUACAGUGGUAUUAAAAAAGUGACAACCUAAAAUUUGUGUAUAUUAUGUUACUAAAAAUAUAACUAAUUAAAUAUAAAUUUAAUACCCGCCUAAUAAAAAAAAAACUACUCCCAACAUAAACAACAACCCAAAUCCCAACAACAUGAGUUUUGAACAACAUCAUCAACACCAGCAGCAGCACCAGCAUCAUCAACAUCAUCAUCAUCACCAUUAUCAUCAUCAGCAGUAUUUCAGUUUGCCAAUGCCAAGUCAGCAGAAUUUUUGGUAUAUUAUACAUCUAAUAUUGUUUUUAAUAGAUAUAACAAAUUCUCUAACCAUGACGGAGGUGAAAAUACCCAAUCAUAUAAUGCGCUUUAAAAGUGCCAUUUUAGGUUGUCGUUACAGUCUCGAUGGAGAAUCUUUGUAUUCAGUAAAAUGGUAUAAAGACGGUCAUGAAUUUUAUCGUUAUGUGCCACGAAAUAAACCACCGGGACAGGCAUUUCCUUUGCCGGGUAUCAAUGUUGACCUACGCAAUUCCUCCGACACACAAGUGGCUCUUAGACGUGUCACACUGCAGUCAACGGGCGUUUAUAAAUGUGAAGUAUCUGGUGAAGCACCCGCAUUUAAUACAGUUUCUGAAUCAGAAACUAUGACAGUCGUUA
Messenger RNA from Lucilia sericata (common green bottle fly), 940 nucleotides. RefSeq lists its product as uncharacterized. The transcript has 5 exons. The annotation marks the transcript as partial. The record is from RefSeq and is a predicted model, not a curated record. Lineage: Eukaryota; Metazoa; Arthropoda; Insecta; Diptera; Calliphoridae.